Melampsora larici-populina 98AG31 is the source of this 1296-nucleotide messenger RNA. RefSeq lists its product as uncharacterized. The record is from RefSeq and is a predicted model, not a curated record. The transcript is spliced from 9 exons. Lineage: Eukaryota; Fungi; Basidiomycota; Pucciniomycetes; Pucciniales; Melampsoraceae. The coding region runs from base 1 to 1296 and encodes 431 amino acids.
AUGAUUUCCACUGCUAUACCACCAAACUGGAAAGAGGUUGUUCAACGCGCUGGGACUGGGAAAGACCCAUUUCGAUACUUGCUCCGAACCGUUGAUGAACUCGCAUAUCCAAAAGUUCCCGACAGCUUGUUCGGGAUACUCAUUGGCUUUGCAGCCGUUUACUUUGCGGUUAUCGUGAUUUGCUUUUGCCUUCUCAUCAUUCCGGUAACUCGUGGCCAGGAUGCUCGAAAGCGCCAUUUCUGGCUCUACAAAAAGCACCACUUACCUUCCAGCAACACGCCGUACUACAUCUAUAAUAGUGGAUUGUUUGCACGGAGGAUAUAUAUGUAUGUCUGGCUUCCAGGAUAUUAUGGAUUUCACGUCACCGCUUUCAGCUCUUUGUACACCUCGUUUCUCAACGUGUUGUUUUUUACAAUCCCAGUACUUGUUACUAUUCAGACAGCUGUUUGGGCUCUACUUUUGUUCAUCAGCACAAAAAAUCAAAAUCAAGCAUAUCUCGAGUUUGCCUCCGCAGCUUUAGCAGGAUCAAAAAAUUGGACGACUUCCGUCGGAGUUGAGACAAGCGCUAGUACUUUGGUUCUAUCUAGACUCACUGCUUAUUUACACACAUGUGAUAAAUUUGUUGUCAUCGCACGAUGGGCAGCAGUUUGUUGGUCACUCAUUGGACUGGUUCUUGCAGGUUUUUACGCUUUUGCUGCAGCUGUUUUGAUCAAGCUCUUGAAGCACUGCAUGAACGUCGCUGGGGGGACCGUCUCACACUUCACACGCACUUGGGAAUAUCACGUUGAAACACCAGGUGCAUUGGAUAUGAGCUUCGAUUCUAUAAAGCUAAAAGCUCAGCCGGCAAUAAAGCGAUUAAAUGACGAAUACGUCUACCUUGUUGGACAUUGUUCCGUUAUGACGGUGUGCUUGCUAUCAGACGGAAUUGUUGGAAUAGUCAUCGCCAUCAAAACUGAACGAACCGUGACUGAUCCUAAAUGGCGCAUCGUCGGAAACUGGAUCACAUUAGUUGGCUCCUGUUUUAUAUCAGUGGCAAUGUUAAUACAGAGUUGGAGAAUGUUGUCAGAAAGAGACACGACUCAAUCAAGCUCAACAUCAAUGGAGAAGUGUGGUUACGAGGAGGAAGUGACGCCCGCACGGUUCAUCGUCGAGACUGACGACGAUUUCUUUAGUGAAGAACUACAUCAAAUACAAAAAAUCUCAGGAUUUGUUGAGGACAGCGAUGUCAGCUCAAAAAAUACAAUCAUUCCCUCAGAAUUGAGCUUACAUAUCGAGACUGAAAAGGGCCCCAAGUAA